Nerophis lumbriciformis (worm pipefish) is the source of this 3456-nucleotide messenger RNA. Lineage: Eukaryota; Metazoa; Chordata; Actinopteri; Syngnathiformes; Syngnathidae. The record is from RefSeq and is a predicted model, not a curated record.
AUGGGAUGCUCACCAUCCAGAGGGAACACUUUGGUGAAUCUGGGCUCCUUGAGAAGAGGAAGAAUGUUGCCCCCUGCACCUCAAGAGCAACCCAGAGAAGCUCAUUAUACAGAUGGAGAUCAUAACAAUUGUACUGGAUCUACUGUUGGCGACACUAAAGGCAGAAAGACAAGUGGACAAAAAGCAAUAUUUCAAAGAGAUGGUAAUAUGCCACCGCAAGAACACCUACAUGCAACUGUGUGUGCCCCAGAGGUAAAGGACGCAGAUAAAUUGAAGAGUCAAAGAAUGGAAAACAGCAUUGUCAUACAGAAAAAAGACAAAAAUGGGAAUAAACAGGAGAUAACAGAGAAAAAAUCAGGGAAGAAACCCCGAAGAAGAGGAAUGAAAGUGCUGAAAAAGACAGAAAAGGAAAUGCCGAAAAUUGAUUUCCCAGAGCCUCUGGUAAAAGCCCACCAAGCUGCUUAUGGCUUUCUAAAUCCCAGCAUAAACAAAUAUGAUGUUGUCCUUGGUCUACUGGAACAAGCAACUCAAACUCAAGCAUCUCUGCAGCCAAUGGUUUCUUUUAUGGCCUUGCGCUAUGAAGAAAUUAUUCGGGCACUGGAAAAAAUUGUUGAUGAAGGAGAAAUCAUGCUGAAAGAAUAUGGAGACCAACUUGCUUGGCCUUGUCAAAUGAAAAAACUCUCAUCAGCUGCAGCUUUAAAAUCUAUUUCAGCUAUUGAACCCCCACCUGAUUUGUUGCAGCAGCUGCUUCAAUACACCACACAGAGAAUGCAGAAUGUGAGCCAGACAGUUGGAGGAAUUGGGGACUCUGCCCUGGAGGAAGCUGUGGACUACUUUUCUUCAGUCUCUGAACUUUUAGAGGAGAAGCUGAAAGUCAAACGUGCAGUUGAGACCAGGAUAAUGCGACUCACCUCUCGCAUUGAAUUGGCAUCUCUUCGCAAACUUGGGCCUGAGGACUCUGCACUCUUCAGUGAGGACAGUGGUAUUGGUGCUGAGAGUGAAUCCAUUGCUGGGUCAGAAAAGCACCAUAGACGCGUGAGUUGUGAAUCCAGCGGAACAAAUAGAGCUACACCCUUCAGUCCAGUGGAAUAUACCUCCAUGACGGGAAUGUCAGUGAAAAGUCUUGCAUGUCAAAUGAGCCCAAGUGCUUCCCUUACUUCAUUGAACUCAUUAGCUUCUAUGUGCACAAUGAUGUCGAAUGCACAGGGGGACUCAUUACUAGGAUCAGUCUCUUUCGAUGAUGGUGAGGAAGAUGAUGAUGAGAACUAUAAGAGUGAUGGAGAAACCAGUAGUGGGCAAGUAAGCUUGAAAAAGCAAGCAAAUUAUUCACAUGAAAAAUGUGAACCAAAGCCACGGUGCUUACCCUUCAAAUUCAUUGAAAAUCCUAAAAACAUUGAAAUGACCAUCAAAAUGAAAAAUGCGUUGAAUGGCAAAAUACAUUGUGUUCAAGCGCAAAGUGCUGGUGCCAAAUCAAAAGUAGCAGUCAGUCCAAAAUCAGGUACAGGCCAAUGGCCUGAGGAAAAAAGACCAACUAUAAAGAGAUCGCAAACAACCGUCCGAAGAAGUGUGGUUAAAACAACCCCAGCGGCUAAAGAGAAGCGUUCCCGUUCAGCAGAAUCUUUGCGAAGCAGAGGGGAUGAUCCCACUUUGCCUGAACUGGACCGAUCACGGGAAAAAAUAGGCCAAAGAUUAAAGAAAGUCAACAAAAGAAAGGAAAAUACAAAGGGGAACCUGAAGACUACACCAUCUACAUCAUCACAAAAACAGAGAACUUCACCAGAUAACUCUCCGAAACAAAACCAAAAACAUCCAACUUUGGAGAAAGAUGGCAAUUUACGUGAAAGGGUGGCACAUUUGAAGUGUCUUACCAAAACUCAGGGAGUAACCACUAAGUUGGAGGAAGAUGAUGUGAACAAAGAUAAGAAAAUAUUCACAGGAGUUGUUAAAGCAACGCCACCCCCCAGCCCCCCUGCAUCCCCAAGACCAUCCUCAGGCCUGUACAGAGGAAGGAAUUCUGUCAAAAAACUCAUUGAUACUUUCAGUCAAGGAAUAGAAGAGAUGGACAGCCCUAAUGUUGUAGGACCACUUAGAGGUGUACGAAAGUGUGGUGUUCCGGUGUUACCAGGUUUAGGAAAUGUCAGCACUGUCCUUAACUAUGGAAAAACUAGUUGUAGAUCUCAAAGCACCUCAUGUGAAAAAAAUGAUUAUUUAGAACUGGAUCACCUUCCGCCGCCUACAUUAGAAGUAUUAUUGGACAAUUCAUUUGAAAGUGAACUUUCAUGUGGUGUAGCAGCUCAGGGGCCAGUGAAAGCUGUGACGUCACCUAUGGUAAAACGGGCAGGACCAUCACAGAGACUACGGGCCUCAGUUCAAUCUGGACCAGUGUUACCCAGCAAAGGAGGUGUGCCUCGAUGUUUAAAGGGAUCUUUUCCUGUUAAACGGGAUUCUCAAGUCACAACGUCACAGACAACUAUCAAUCAACCAGACAUUGACCCAGUGAUGGAAAUUAAUUCUACUCGGUUAAAGAAAUUCAGAAAAAUAAGAUAUUUUAAAGAUUCCUCAGAUUCAGAGUCUGAGAAAUAUUCAAUAAAUUAUGGAGCAACAUCCCAAUCUAGCGAUCCAGAUGAUUCCAUGAAUGUGCAGGAGAAUGACAACCUCUUUAUACGUGAAAUAAAUACUACAGUCUCUCAAGUGCCUCCUACAUCUGUAGCCAGUACUCAACCACUUGCCACUUCUCUGCUGUCUAAGGGGCGAAUUUUGCCAUCUACACCUUCUAUUUCAAAUUCUUCCCAUAGAAGACUUCCUAGUCCCCGCAACUUUAAAAAGUCACCAACACCGCCCUCUUCAGCUAGUCCCCCAGUUAAUAGAAAACUCACAACCCCGCCAGAAGGUCAAAUGCAUCUCUCCAGCUCUCCAGUUUUGAGGCCUAACACUUUAACCUCCUCAUACCCUUUGAAAGCACCAUCUCCACCAGCUUCUCCAAAAAUACAACGAUGGUCAAGAGAGAACAGCGCCGAAGAAUCUGCUCGGAUGAUCAGUAAUGCACGUUCUGUUUUCUGCCCCAUUUCGCCAUCCUUGUUUGAAGCCCAGCCCUCUACAACUUCACAAUUGUUUCAAGCCUGGACCUCUGUCGGAGGUGCUCUUCGCUCAACAAUUACCCGUGGAAAUCGUGGCAGAUGUUCGAUGUCAGCCCAAGGACCUCAACCUGUUAUUCGCCAAAGUCUCUCAAAAAGAAGAACAAGUAUGGACCUGACACCUAGAAACCUACUUCUUUCGAUGGCUGAGACCUUUGGAAGUGAGCCUGCAAUAUGCACACAAGGACUAGAUGAUGAACCAGCCAAGAAAGCGGAAUCAUGGGCAAGCCAAUCAGACCUCAGAGUGAUUCCACGUUCUGCAUCCCACCCAGAUCUAUAUGUUGUUGGACAAGCCUUGCACAGAGACAAAAUCGACCAAUGA